Molecule: messenger RNA, 5175 nt
Organism: Sorex araneus (European shrew)
Lineage: Eukaryota; Metazoa; Chordata; Mammalia; Eulipotyphla; Soricidae
Gene: HTR1F
Product: 5-hydroxytryptamine receptor 1F
Exons: 4
Coding region: 252-1352 (366 amino acids)
Biological process (GO): G protein-coupled receptor signaling pathway, coupled to cyclic nucleotide second messenger; chemical synaptic transmission
Cellular component (GO): plasma membrane; dendrite
Molecular function (GO): G protein-coupled serotonin receptor activity; neurotransmitter receptor activity
Source: RefSeq, a predicted model, not a curated record
GGACGGGCGAGGUGGAGGCGCUCGGGGCGGAGUGCUCGGGCUGCCGGGAGCCGGGGUGCGCGCCUGAUUCCGGGGAAGCGCCGGCGGAGGAGGAGCAGCGUUUGUUUGAGGACCCGGGCAUCACCAUAUUUUACCUGAUACUAUAUGACCUUCACAUUAUAAGAAAACUUAGAAGAACCUGACAGAGCAACGGCACCUCAAAAACAAGGUAUUUUGUUUUUCAGCUAGAUUAAUCUUUUGAAAACAAAAAAAUGGAUUUCUUAAACUCAUCUGACCAAAACUUAACCUCAGAAGAAUUGUUAAAUGGCAUGCCAUCCAAAAUUUUGGUGUCUCUCACUCUCUCCGGACUGGCCUUGAUGACUACAACUAUCAACUCUCUCGUGAUCGCUGCAAUUAUCGUGACCCGAAAGUUACAUCACCCAGCCAACUAUUUAAUUUGCUCCCUUGCAGUUACAGAUUUCCUUGUCGCUGUCCUGGUGAUGCCUUUCAGUAUUGUUUAUAUUGUGAGAGAGAGCUGGAUUAUGGGGCAAGUGGUCUGUGACAUUUGGCUAAGCGUUGAUAUUACAUGCUGCACGUGCUCCAUCUUGCAUCUCUCUGCUAUAGCUUUGGAUCGAUACCGGGCCAUCACAGAUGCUGUUGAGUAUGCCAGGAAAAGAACUCCCAAGCAUGCUGGCAUUAUGAUUACGAUUGUCUGGAUUAUAUCUAUUUUUAUCUCUAUGCCUCCUCUAUUCUGGAGGCAUCAAAGAAUUAAUCGAGAUGAUGAAUGCAUCAUUAAGCAUGACCACAUUGUUUCCACAAUUUACUCAACAUUUGGGGCUUUUUACAUACCAUUAACGUUGAUUUUGAUCCUCUACUACAAAAUAUAUAAAGCAGCAAAGACAUUAUACCACAAGAGGCAGGCAAGUAGGAUCGUCAAGGAGGAGCUGAAUGGCCAAAUCCUUUCAGAAAGUGGUGAGAAGAGUACUAGACUGGUCUCCACACCCUACUUGCUAGAAAAGUCUUUAUCUGAUCCAUCAACAGACUUUGAUAAAAUUCAAAGCACAAUAAGAAAUCCCAGGUCUGAAUUAAAGUAUGAGAAAUCUUGGAGAAGACAAAAGAUCUCAGGCACAAGAGAGCGCAAAGCAGCUACUACCCUAGGACUAAUCUUGGGCGCAUUUGUAAUAUGUUGGCUUCCCUUUUUUGUGAAAGAAUUGGUUGUUAAUAUCUGUGAAAAGUGUAAAAUUUCUGAAGAAAUGUCAAAUUUUUUGACAUGGCUUGGUUAUCUUAAUUCCCUUAUAAAUCCACUGAUCUAUACAAUCUUUAAUGAAGACUUCAAGAAAGCAUUUCAAAAACUUGUGCGAUGUCGAGGUUAGAUUAAAAGAAAGAGUAUCAUUAUAAAGAAAGAUUUUCGGAAGUGAAGAGAAAAUAAAUGCUAAAUUAAAAAAAUUGAAACCUUGACAAGGAAAUAAAGCGCUAAAAUGAUAAGAAGAUGAUUUAUAUUCUAUAGCAACAUAAAGGCAAUUUACUGACUUAAACAGUUUGACUUAAUCAUUCUAGAGUACACAAAAUUAGAAAACCAUGCUUAGAACAAUAUUUUGUCUAUAAAAGAUUUUGUCUAUGCAAUAUUUUUGUUCUUAAAAUGCUAACUAAAAUAUAUAUUGAUAUGUAUAUACAUAUAUAAAAUUAUAAUUGAGAGGAUUUUAUAGCUUGUCUCACAAUUACAGAUUUUUCAAUGAACAACAUACCUCCAUAAGUAAAUUGUAUAUAUAUGAUCAUUUUGUUCAUUAUACAAUUCUUUUUUUUUAUAGAAAAGAUAUCAUUUACUCAAAGCACAUAUUUCUCUUAGAUAAUUACCCGUAUUCCAUUUCCAUCUUACUCUGAGCAAAAGAAGGAAGGAGAUAAAGGGAAUUCUUAUUUGGAACAAUGGAAAAAAUGCAAAAGUCAAAGAAUAUACUGUCUUUAGAUAGUGAAGAGUAAUCAUACAGAAAGGUACUAAAAAAUAAUUCUGAAUACUGAGCUUAUGCAUUUUUAACAUAUUUUUGUUUAAUAUCAGUUUCUAGAACAAUUUUUUCUUAAUCAUCUAUUAGCAACAUUUGAAAUCUGUGUUAGGCAGAGGUUUUCUAAUUAUAUUAUGUAUAUUUCAGAUUCAAUUUGAGGGUACUAAUUACCCUAGAUUACUCACUCUAGUAAUCAUACUUCUAAUGACUUUUUAAAAUAUAAAAUAAAAAAAUAUAAUAUGUAUUUAUUUCUGUUCAUUUUAGUAAGUUUAUUUUUUAACCAAAAUGUUAUAAUGUUCAGUUCAAUAGCUUUAUAUCUUGAAUUGAAGCAGCAUUUACUUUUUAAUAAAGAGAGUGGGAUAGGUUCUUUGGAACUUUGCAUUGACCUCCUAGGCAAAGGCUCACUGAAGAUAGAUAGAUAGAUAGAUAGAUAGAUAGAUAGAUAGAUAGAUAGAUAGAUAGAUAGAUAGAUAGAUAGAUAGAUCUUUCAGUCACUCCAGUAACCUGUGGAGCCAAAGCAAUUCCAUAAUUUCUAACCAUACUUAUAUAAGCUAUGAAAACAACAGAAUCUUGCUGCUAAGGUUUUAUUUCAUUUGAAUUGGUAAAGUUAUAGAACACAUUUCAGAAGGUCUAUCCUCAUCCAAGAUCAUUUGAAAAAUGAUACAUUUAUUUUUCUGUUAAAUAUAUACCUUUAGGUAUAUUCUUAACACAAGUUUGCAUCCCUAAAUGAUGAGAUACACUCUAAGAAAUGUAUUGUUACAUGAUUUCAUCAUUGCGCUAAUGUCAUACAAUGCACUUGCAUAACCCUAGGUGGUGAAACAUUACAUAUAGGAACCAAUAAUAUUAAAUUUACCAAUAUGUGGCACAUGACUGUAUUCUUUCCUGGUGAGGUGCUUAAGAUUAUAUUUCGUUAAUGUUUUGUAUGACAGAGUACUCACAAUAUGGCAGAUAUUUAUAAAAUUCUUAUUUUAUAUGAGGUAUUAAGAUGUACUAGGUAAAAAAUGAGGAAAUUUAAAGUCUAUUCCAUUAAUAUGUUUACAAUCUAAAAAAAUAAAACCGAAAAUGAGCACUAUAGCGGAAAAUGGAAACAGAGAUGUGGAAUGUAGACUAUUUGCAAAGUUUUGGUGAUUUUCAUAAGAAAAAAAUCACAUGGAGAAAGAUAAAGAAUGUAUUGAAAAUAGAUACUAAAUGAAUGGCAUUUAGACAAGAGAAAAGUAGAGCAUUUUCCAGGUGGUGACAGCAUCAAAAUUUCAGACUUUAGGUCCAGGGAUGUAUUCAGUAGUAGAGCAUUACCUUUCAUGUAUGAGGCCCUGGGUUCAAUAACUAGCAUUGCAAAAAAAAAAAAAAAAACAGAAGCUAAAACCUUUCCAGCUUCACCCUUAAAAAUUUAGUGGAUGCUGGAGCUAGAGCGAUAGCACAGCAGGUAGGGCGUUUGCCUUGCACACAGCCAACCCGGGUUCGAUUCCCAACAUUCCAUAUGGUCCCUUGAGCACCGCCAGGGGUAAUUCCUGAGUGCAGAGCCAGGAAUAACCCCUGUGCAUUGCCAGGCGUGACCCAAAAAGCAAAAAAAAAAAAAAAAAUUUUGGUGAAUGCAUUCAUAAAAUAACAAUGAGUUUGACAGCUAUUCAGAGCAAUAAGAGAAGAGAUGAAGAGAAAUAACCUAUUUAAGUAAUGAUUGCUGUUAAAAAAUAAAUCAGCAAACCAGUCUACGGGUCACUGAAGCUCUGAAAUUGAUUCUGACGUUGGGAAUGUAAUGGAAGAAAUAGAUGAAAGAUACCGUGGAUAUAGAAUCUAAGGUAGAAACAAAGAUGUUAAUAAAGAGGCAAAAAAGGGAGAGAUGACUCACUUAGAUAACUUGUCCUCAAAUGACACAAGGAACUCAAGAAAAGGACUUACUGGUGAAUGGGUGGCUUCUGUUUUGGGUACUUUAAGGACACAAAGACAAGUUGGAAUCAUAGGCACUACUAACAACAAUCAAGCCUACGUAGAACUAACAAAGGUUCAUGUAAAACUCCAAUUACCUCAUUGCUUCCUCUAGUUUAUUCUUCCAUGGCCCUUUGACUAAGUUGGUAUUCAAAAAACUGUUCUUUUUCUAUCUUUCGCUGCUUAUUUUUUCUUUCUCCUUUUUAACAAAAUGUGAUUCUGUCGGUAAUCAUUCUUCAAUAAACUUAAAAUAAUUUGUUCAUUUACUCACACCCACCUCAAAAAUGUAUGUGUUUAUAUUGGCAAACUCUAAGAGAUUCAGCCUAUCAACCUGAUAGAGCAAAUUCAAGCAGAGUAAUUCAUCCAAAUACAUAUUCUACCCUCUAUUCUGAAGCACAGCUAUAGAAAAAUAGUACUCCAAGUCACAAGGAAGCUAACAUUUCUUUAGAACUUGUUGCAAAGUCGUUUUUUUAGUACAUAAAGCAUUUUUAAUCCAAAGGGGCUAAGCAUAUUAUAGUAAUCAUCACUUCAUCUCUGUUUCCACAUACUAAAAGUACAAAUCAUACCAUCACUCAUGAACUAAAUGAAUGAUUUUCUUUAAUAUGUUUGAUUGUGUGUGAUCUAAGGACUAAUGAUCUACAAUUUGUACUUUUUUUGAAAUUUAUGAAGAACAGGUUACAUGUCACAGUGAUAUACUACUUCCCUGAACGUGUAGGAAUACCAUAAUGAAAUAAAUGUCUUUCUUUUUGUUAUUGUUUUUGCUUUUGAGCCAUACCUAACUAAGCUCAGUACUUACCCCUGGCUCUGCACUCAGGAAUCACUACUGGAGUACUUAGGGAUGCGAGGAUGGAACGUGGCUUGACCACGUGCAUGGCAAAUGCCCUAUCUCCUGUAUUGUCUCUCCAGCCUCAGGAAGAAAUUUUCAGUGAACAUUUUCCAAGUACUAAAAACUGAGAAUUUUUGCAGAAAUAUAAUUUGAUACCAAUAACAAAUAUAGCAAUACAUAUAUUUAAUUGGUAAAGUUGAGUGAAAAUAUAUAAAUAUCAUAUGAAAUGGUUCAACGUUAGGUAAAGUUAUGUUCCUGCUACAAUUUUUUUGAAUUUUAUUAAUUGAGUCACAGAGAGAUACACAAUUACAAGGUUGUUCAUGACUAGGUUUUAGUCAUAUAACGUUUCAACACCCAUCACUUCACCAAUGUACAUUUCCCAGCACCCGUGUCCCCAGUUUCUCUCCCCUCCUUCCCUCUCUUGCCUGCCUCUGUGGCUGGCACUUUUCU